AUGGGUGCGCUCCGGGAUGGCGCGCUCGCCUUCCUCCUCCUCCUCGGCUGCCUCCUGCCGCUCAGGCUGGUCUCAGGGCAGGAAGAGAUUAAAGCUGCUUCCCAAAAUUUGCCCCAGCCCAUGUCACCCUCUGAUUUCCUGGACAAGCUUAUGGGACGAACAUCAGGGUAUGAUGCCCGGAUUCGACCCAACUUCAAAGGACCACCCGUCAACGUGACGUGCAACAUCUUCAUCAACAGCUUCGGCUCCGUCACCGAGACUACCAUGGACUACCGAGUCAAUGUCUUCCUGAGGCAGCAGUGGAAUGACCCCCGCCUUGCGUACUGCGAGUACCCCGAUGACUCCCUCGACCUUGACCCCUCCAUGCUCGAUUCCAUCUGGAAGCCAGACUUGUUCUUUGCCAAUGAGAAAGGGGCCAAUUUCCACGAGGUCACCACCGACAACAAGCUGCUGCGCAUCUUCAAGAAUGGCAACGUGCUCUACAGCAUUAGGCUGACACUGAUUCUGUCCUGCCCCAUGGACCUCAAGAACUUCCCCAUGGACAUCCAGACAUGCACCAUGCAGCUAGAGAGCUUUGGCUAUACCAUGAAUGACCUCAUCUUUGAGUGGAUGGAAGAGCAGGAGGCUGUGCAGGUCGCAGAGGGCUUGACGCUCCCACAGUUCAUCCUCAGGGAUGAAAAGGAUCUGGGCUAUUGCACCAAGUACUACAACACAGGCAAGUUCACCUGCAUCGAGGUAAAGUUCCAUCUGGAGAGGCAGAUGGGUUACUACCUGAUCCAGAUGUACAUCCCCAGCCUGCUCAUUGUCAUUCUCUCCUGGGUCUCCUUUUGGAUCAACAUGGAUGCGGCACCGGCCCGGGUGGGCUUGGGCAUCACCACUGUGCUCACCAUGACCACGCAGAGUGCUGGCUCCCGUGCCUCCUUGCCCAAGGUCUCUUACGUGAAGGCCAUUGACAUCUGGAUGGCAGUGUGCCUGCUCUUUGUCUUUGCCGCCUUGCUGGAGUACGCAGCUGUCAACUUUGUCUCCCGACAGCACAAGGAGUUCAUGCGUCUGCGCCGGCGCCAGCGACGGCAGAGGAUGCUCCUGAGCAGCAGAAUGGCCAACACGGAGUCCCUGUGGCAGCUGAGUGGCUGUCAUGACAACCAGAACACCUAUAUAUUGCCCUCACAGCCCUCCAGCUCCAGGGAGGAAGAACUUGUCCGUGAGAGCCGCUUCUACCUGCGAGGCUACGGGCUGGGCCAGUGCCUGCAGGCACAGGACAGGGCUGGGGAGGGCCCCAGGAUUUACAGCCCCACGGGAGGCAGCACUCUGCUGCGGGAAGGAGAGAACCUCCGCAGGCGUUACAUCAACCGGGCCAAGCGCAUCGACACCCUCUCCAGAGCUGUCUUCCCUUUCACCUUCCUGGUCUUCAAUAUCUUCUACUGGGUGGUCUACAAAGUGCUGCACUCGGAGGACAUACACUCAGUGCCCUGAGGCCCAAAAAACCUUGACUGCCUCUCAUUCUGACACCCCAGUGUGCUCAGGUGCCAUGAGCUCUACCAGAACCAUAUUUCCCUCUGUCCCAGAGUAGCAGCACAGCCAGCCUGAGUUUCAAAGCCUGGACGUGUGGCAGCCUACCCAUCCUGUCAGGUGCCAGGGCAUCGAGAAGGGGGAUCAGCACCCCCAGGUCCCCACAGUCAGCUGGAGAGAGGGAACCCUCCUGCCUCCUACAUGGUGUCACCGCUGGGUACCCAGGGAAGCUGUAGUGCUGUGGUAGCCUCAGGUGCUGCACUGGCACAGGCGGCACAACCAUGGCACAGAGGAGUCCCCACUGCUGUGGGAUGCUGCACGGUUGGUAGUCAGGGACCACCAUAUUCCAGCCAAACACCCUCCACCUCUCUGCACCUUCCAUAUCAGGCUGCUGCUUCUCCAUGCUGUACCACUGAGCCAUGGGCCAUGCG
This is a messenger RNA of Calypte anna (Anna's hummingbird), 1940 nucleotides long. RefSeq names its product glycine receptor alpha 4 (gene GLRA4). Gene Ontology annotation, cellular component: neuron projection; synapse; plasma membrane. The record is from RefSeq and is a predicted model, not a curated record. Gene Ontology annotation, molecular function: transmitter-gated monoatomic ion channel activity; glycine binding; chloride channel activity. Gene Ontology annotation, biological process: signal transduction; nervous system process; chloride transmembrane transport. NCBI's taxonomy places the organism in Eukaryota, Metazoa, Chordata, Aves, Apodiformes, Trochilidae. Bases 1 to 1473 code for a protein of 490 amino acids. The transcript is spliced from 10 exons.